UUUUUAAAAAAAAUGGGAGAGAAAAGAGAAGUGAAGUUAUUUGGGAUGUGGGCAAGUCCAUUCUCAUUAAGGGUAGAAUGGGCUUUGAAACUCAAAGGUAUUGAUUAUGAAUACAUCAAUGAAAAAGACAUUCCAUACAAAAAGAGCCAAGAGCUUCUUCACUUCAAUCCAAUCACUAAAAAAAUCCCUGUUCUUGUUCAUCAUGGCAAACCCCUCCCUGAAUCAACGGUCAUCGUUGAGUACAUCGAUGAGGCCUGGCCUAACGGGUUUCGGAUCUUGCCUUUGGAUCCGUUUGAGAGGGCUCAAGCCCGUUUUUGGGCACGCUUUGCUGACGAGAAGUUCUUGCCAAUUAUAUUUAAUGUGUAUACAAAAACCGGCGAGGAGCUAAAGAAGGCCGCAAAGGAACUACAAGAGGCUCUCAAAAAUCUCGAAAAAGCCCUUGAUGGUAAGAAAUUCUUCGGGGGUGAAACACUCGGGUACUUGGACAUCAUCGUCGGGUGGAUACCAUAUUGGCUCCGAGUGAUCGAGGAGCUCACCGGAGCCAUCAUCAUCGAUGAUGAAACACUUCCCUUGAUGAAUGCAUGGUUUGAUAAUUUUUUGGCAGUUGAAAUUAUCAAAAAUACCCUUCCUCCGAAGGAUGAAUUCUAUGAGUUCAGUAGAGGACGCCGUGAAGAGUUUAUGUCCGGACAAUUAACUCUUGAUUAAUUAAGUCAUACUCUAAUAUGAAAAAUAAUGAGUUUAUGUUACCUUCUGUAUUGACUAAUAUUAUAUUUUUAAUCCA
Molecule: messenger RNA, 781 nt
Organism: Dioscorea cayenensis subsp. rotundata (Guinea yam)
Lineage: Eukaryota; Viridiplantae; Streptophyta; Magnoliopsida; Dioscoreales; Dioscoreaceae
Product: glutathione transferase GST 23-like
Exons: 2
Coding region: 13-705 (230 amino acids)
Biological process (GO): glutathione metabolic process
Cellular component (GO): cytoplasm
Molecular function (GO): glutathione transferase activity
Source: RefSeq, a predicted model, not a curated record